This is a messenger RNA of Amoebophrya sp. A25, 168 nucleotides long. The record is from the annotation of a GenBank genome assembly. Lineage: Eukaryota; Dinophyceae; Syndiniales; Amoebophryaceae.
GUUAGCCCAACAUGAGGACAGUGACAAAAUGAGGGUGCCCCAAGUAGCGUCACUUCCUUUAGCAUCUACCAACUACUUGUCUGAGAGUCUGGGAGGCGCGACGCGUAAACAGGAGAAUAAGCUAGGAAUUGCAUCUGCCGGUGAUGAAAUAGAGGAACGAGGAACUAC